CGUAAUCCCAAAACCGCACAAAAAGGCCUAAAAGCUCAUAGCCCGAACCCUAAUUUCAGGUUUAGGUCCAUUAGGGUUUAUCGGCCGAAAGCUCAAAACCUUCGAGCUCAAGCCCAUCAACUUCGUCUUCUUCGUCCCAAUUUUGAAUUUCUUUUUUUUUUGGGACUCGAAAUUAACCAAUAUUCAAAUUUGGAGUUGCAGAGGCGGGUUCUUCAUCUUCGGGGCUGCAAUUUAGGGACUUCGCCUGCUUACUGGGAGAUGGAUAUUCCUACUACUCCAACUGAUAAUAAUGGGUUACCCAGUUCAGAAACCCAGACAAACAGGCGCAGGAGAAAGAAGUCUAUUGUUUGGGAGUACUUCACAAUUGAAACUGUUGGGGCUGGAAGUACUAAGGCUUUCUGUAAGCAGUGCAAGAGAUCUUUUGCCUACAUUACUGGUUCAAAGCUUGCAGGCACAAGCCACCUAAAACGACAUAUUGCCUUGGGAAUCUGCCCAGUAAGUCGUCAGAAAAAUCAGAUGACUCCUUUUACACCAGGCUCCAAGACUGCUGCUACUGAUGCACCAAAACGACGAUCCAGAGCAAAUUCUGGAUAUGCGAGAGUCUCUUUUGAUCAGGACCGUUGCAAUCAUGACAUUGCUAAGAUGAUAAUUAUGCAUGGGUAUCCACUUCACAUUGCAGAACAACUAGGAUUCGUCAAUUUUGUCCAAACACUUCAACCACAGUUCAAUUUGGUAAGCUGGAACACUGUUCAAAAUGAAUGCGUGGGUAUUUACCUUAGAGAAAAACAAAACCUUUUGAAUCUUAUCAGUGGAAUUCCAGGAAAGGUCAGCCUUACAGUGGAUUUGUGGACUUCAAAUCAGAACCUGGGCUAUGUAUUCUUAACAGGACACUUCAUUGAUGAUCACUGGAAUUUAUAUCGUCAGAUUCUUAAUGUUGUUAUGGUACCAUCUCCAGAUUCAGGUGACACUUUUAGUCAAGCUAUUUUGACCUGCUUAUCCGAUUGGAAUCUGGAGGGCAGGUUGUUCACCCUCACACUUGACCAAUCCCUCUCUAAUGAAACCAUAAUUGGAAAUCUUAAAGGGCUCCUUUCUGUCAAGAACCCACACAUGCUCAACAGUCAGUUAUUGCUACGAAAUUGCUAUGCUCGCGUUUUGAGUAGUGUUGCAUGUGAUGUACUGGUGGCAAUGCGCGAAACAAUUGCGAAAGUUCGUGAAAGCGUCAAGUUUGUGAAAACUUCAGAAUCCCAUGAAGAAAAGUUUGUUCAGCUGAAGCAACAACUUCAAGUUCCUAGCACAAAGAACCUUUCAGUCGAUGACCUAACUAAAUGGGACACAACUUAUCAUAUGUUGGUGGCAGCUUGUGAAUUGAGGGAAGUAUUUGCUUGCUUGGAUACAUAUGAUCCUGAUUACAACAUAAAUAUAUUGUUGGAGGAAUGGAAGCAGGUAGAGACUCUAUGCACAUACUUAAAGCUUUUGUUUGAUGCAGCCAACGUUGUAACUGCCCCAGUGUACCCUUCAGCCAAUGUAUUCUUUCAGGAAGUAUCAAGAAUUCAAAUGGAACUGAUGCAUGCAGCCAUGAGUGUGGAUCCCUUUGUCAGCUACCUGAUGAGACCUCUGUAUGAAAAGUUUGACAAAUAUUGGGAAAACUGCUGCCUUGUUUUAGCAGUUGCUGUUAUUAUGGAUCCAAGGUACAAAAUGAAAAUUGUAGAGCUCGAGUUCAACAGAAUCUAUGGUGAGAAUGCUGAGACAUGGAUUAGGAUUGUUGAUGAUGGCAUUCAUGAACUGUUCCUUGAUUACAUGAUGCAGAUGCUUACUCUACCUGAAACACCAAUGGAUGAAGGGAAUGACAGCAUCAUCAAAACAGAGGCACCCGAAGAAGCAUCUCAGGAGGGGUCUCUGCUGUCUUCUGUGGAUGGGCUCCAAGAUUUUGAAUUGUACAUAUCUGAUAUCACAGGUGGCCAGCAAAUGAAGUCAGAACUAGAUCAGUAUCUGGAAGAGGCCUUUACGGAUCGAGUGGAAGACUUCGAUGUUCUGGUUUGGUGGAGACUGAACAGAAUGAAGUACCCAACUCUCUCUAGGAUGGCUUCUGAUAUUUUGUCGAUAUCGGUGUCUACCGUUGCCUCUGACUCUGUGUUUGACACUGAAAUAAAAAGAAUGGAUAGUUACCAGACUUCAUUAGGUCCAGCAACUCUUGAGGCCCUUAUCUGCGCCAAAGAUUGGCUUAAAUAUGGAUCAUUCCCACAACCUCCAGCACUUUAAGUUUCUGAUAGUUAUGUUCUCAAAAUGGAAUUUUAGGCAUGGGUUUCAUUUUGUUCUUUUAGGUAGAUCAUUGGUAGUCUCAUUUUGAUGGUUUUUAGAUGUUAACACAAUGCUAGUUAAAUUUUGUUUUUCCUCCAUCAUAGGAUGCUUACAGUUCCAAAAUUUUGUGUUAGUACAGCAAUUGUUUACGUUCUUGGAUUAGUAAAUGAGCUGCAAGAUUAAUUGGCCCAGUGCAACCAUAUUCUUCCAUUGAUUCUGUUAUCUUCCUACAA
Prunus dulcis (almond) is the source of this 2531-nucleotide messenger RNA. RefSeq names its product zinc finger BED domain-containing protein DAYSLEEPER-like. The transcript is spliced from 2 exons. Lineage: Eukaryota; Viridiplantae; Streptophyta; Magnoliopsida; Rosales; Rosaceae. Bases 259 to 2259 code for a protein of 666 amino acids. Gene Ontology annotation, molecular function: DNA binding; protein dimerization activity. The record is from RefSeq and is a predicted model, not a curated record.